Messenger RNA from Macadamia integrifolia, 1466 nucleotides. RefSeq names its product novel plant SNARE 11-like. Lineage: Eukaryota; Viridiplantae; Streptophyta; Magnoliopsida; Proteales; Proteaceae. The record is from RefSeq and is a predicted model, not a curated record. The coding region runs from base 387 to 1121 and encodes 244 amino acids. The transcript is spliced from 11 exons. Gene Ontology annotation, cellular component: Golgi apparatus; late endosome membrane; ER to Golgi transport vesicle membrane. Gene Ontology annotation, molecular function: SNAP receptor activity; SNARE binding. Gene Ontology annotation, biological process: vesicle fusion; retrograde vesicle-mediated transport, Golgi to endoplasmic reticulum.
UAUUUCGUAUCAGAGCCAUGGUGGGAUAGUAGACGAAGUCGACAGUCAUUGAGUUCUACUUCGGAAAGAAGGUUGUUCGUGUGGAUCUGAUUCAACUUUCAAAACUUGAGGACGGGUUUUUUCAAGCCAAUGAGAACUACGUAAAACAUAUGGAGGAGAUUUGGAAGAUAUUCUAGAAGAUUGAGAGGAGAUUUGAGCAGGGAAUAUUCUGUUAAAGAUAUUCCAGCUAUUAUUGGGAUUGUGGGUUCCACUUUGUGGCUUCUUACAUUUUAUUUUGUAGGUUUGGAUAGAUAUGCUACAAUCCAGCCAUAGUUUCUAUCAUGAGUCCCAAAUCUCUUGGUGGUGAUUCCAAUGAAACCAUAUUGUGGUGAUUCCAUGGGUUGGGUAUGGUGGUGGUUCCAUUUCUGCAGGCCAGGAAUGGAUUCCAAAAAUUGGAGAAGAUUAAAGACGCAAAUCGGCAGAGCAGACAGUUGGAAGAACUUACAAAUAAAAUGCGUGAAUGCAAAAGGAUUAUUAAAGAGUUUGAUAGAGAAAUCAAGGAAAUGGAGAGCCGAAACACUCCAGAGAUGACUAGGAUGCUCAAUGAGAAAAAACAAUCAAUGAUUAAAGAACUUAAUUCUUAUGUUUCUCUGAAGAAGCAAUAUGCUAGCAAGCUUGAAAACAAACGGGCAGACCUUUUUGAAGGGCCUCAUGGUGGCGGUAGUGUUGGCGAAGAGAAUAUUUUGCUGGCUUCUUCUAUGACCAAUGAACAGUUAACCAAUGCUGGAAAUCAGAUGAUGGAUGAGACUGAUCAGGCAAUUGAGCGUUCUAAAAAGGUUGUAGAAGAAACUGUCAAUGUUGGUACAGAGACUGCAGCUGCUCUCAAAGCACAGACAGAACAAAUGGGUAGGAUUGUUAAUGAUUUGGACUCAAUCCAUUUUUCAAUGAAGAAAGCUUCUAAAUUGGUUAAGGAACUUGGUAGACAGAUUGCGACGGAUCGCUGUAUUGUGGCCUUGUUCUCCCUUAUUGUCCUUGGAAUUGUAGCAAUCAUCAUUGUAAAGAUUGUGAAUCCAAAUAACAAAGAUAUCAGGGAUAUUCCUGGGCUUGCUCCUCCAGCAACUCGAAGACUUCUUUGGAAUUAGAGGCAACAGAGAGCAAUCAUAUUCUUCUCAAGAUUCUUUUACUCCAUUUUCCAGGCAGGCUGCCAUGACUUGAUUGCUCAGUCAGACCUAGUUCAGACAAUUAUGAUCAGCAACAGAUUUUUUAUUUUAUCUUUUUUCUAUCUUCUUCAUUUUCUCUUGGUCAUAAAUAAUUUGGACUCACAAUAUUCUUGGUAUAUAUGUCCUGAUUUGAGUAUACUGUAACAUCCUAAUGUCCUGUUCUCAAUGUUCAUAACUUAUAUGUAUUUGUUAAGAAGGAAAGAUCCCAUAUUACUGAUUGGCAUUGUUUAUAUGUAUCUGACAUAAAAUUAAUUGUUCUUUCACUAA